Molecule: messenger RNA, 267 nt
Organism: Penicillium soppii
Lineage: Eukaryota; Fungi; Ascomycota; Eurotiomycetes; Eurotiales; Aspergillaceae
Exons: 2
Coding region: 1-267 (88 amino acids)
Source: RefSeq, a predicted model, not a curated record
AUGGCGCCGAUAUCUCAAGUUUACCCCAGAAUAUUGACACGGUGGAGAUUGAUCUCUCCGAUCGUGAACUCUGGUCGCUACUCCUUAAUUGGUCACGAUGGUAUCACGCUUCAGCACCAACUUAUCAAUGUGAUUUCGAAGACAGAUGUCCGUUUGAUUGUUCCAUCGAAGUUUGGGUCCCAAUACAAUGACCAGGGAGACCUCAUUACAGUCAACCACGAAAAGAUCGAGGUCAGCGAGCGGCUCAAAAAGCUGGAGUUUCCAUAA